AUGGCGGGCACCAUUCAAACCCUAAUGCUGGCACCUCCUUCUCCGCAAACGCCAAGGCUUCUGUUCCGCCAUUGGGCACCAAGUCCACCCGCAGUUCGUCCCCGAAGUUGCUCCAAUCCUUCACUAUCUUUCAAUCACAGCUGCUCAGUUCGUGUUCCUACCAUAAUCAGAGCCUGCAAACCAUCGAAUCAGGCUGGUGGUAGUGGAAAUGAGGCUGCAAGGAGUUCUGAUUCGGCUAAGGAGGCCGGGUGGCGGAAGCCGUUGCUCAGUUUUGUGGGGAAUAAUUUUCUGCCAUUGGCUCUUGUGGGUGGAGUAGUGCUUGGACUUGCAAAUCCCAGUCUUGGCUGUCUCGCUGAUCGAUAUAAACUGUCGAAAUUUAGCACAUUUGUGAUAUUCAUUAUCUCCGGUAUGACGUUGCGUAAUGGGGACAUUGGCGCUGCUGCUGAAGCAUGGCCAGUGGGAGUUCUUGGGCUUUUCUCCAUCUUAAUAUUUACUCCAUGUUUUUCAAGGGCAAUUGUUCAAAUUCAUCUCCAGCCUCAGGAGUUUGUGUCAGGGUUAGCCAUAUUUUGCUGCAUGCCAACCACAUUAUCCAGUGGAGUGGCGCUGACGCAGCUUGCUGGGGGUAAUUCAGCUCUGGCUCUUGCAAUGACAGUGAUAUCAAGCCUUUUGGGAAUUUUGAUGGUUCCAUUUUCUAUCGCCAAGUAUGUAGCCACUGGAGUGGGUGUAACUGUUCCAACCAAGGAACUGUUUAGAAGUCUAGUCACUACACUUCUAAUACCACUAAUCUUGGGCAAGAUUUUUCGGGAGUCCUUCAAAGGCUUGGCAGACUUUGUUGAUCAAAACCGCCGGCUCUUUUCGAGGAUAUCAGCUGUUCUUCUAAGUUUAGUUCCGUGGAUACAAGUGAGCAGGUCAAGGUCACUGUUGCUUAUGGUGAAGCCUGCAGUUUUCUUGGUGGCAGUUGGAAUGGGGAUAAUUCUGCACCUCGUCCUGUUAGCCUUCAAUGCUAUCUCCAUAAACAGCCUCGCCGCUCUUUCUGGUGGCGACCAAUCAGUUUUCUCUAAGAAAGAAAAUGCUACUGCUUUUCUGCUCGUUGCGAGCCAGAAAACGCUUCCUGUACUGGUGGCUGUAGUAGAACAGCUCGGUGGUGCAUUUGGCGAAUCCGGACUGCUGGUUCUUCCAUGUGUUGCCGCCCAUUUAGUUCAGAUUAUCAUUGACUCUGUUCUCGUUAAUGGAUGGCUUCGUAAAGAUGCUGCUCCCAAAACGUCGAGGUAG
Linum trigynum is the source of this 1272-nucleotide messenger RNA. Lineage: Eukaryota; Viridiplantae; Streptophyta; Magnoliopsida; Malpighiales; Linaceae. The record is from the annotation of a GenBank genome assembly.